GGUGGAGGCGGUGGCCGACUUGGACACCUUCUUGCGACUCCUGGGCUCUCUUGGAUAGAUUCCCUUCCAAAUGCAAAGCUUGCGGAAGUCGGGCAAGCUGAUCUGGAGCUUCUUGACAGCCUGUGUGCGGGUGAUGUAGUUCUUCGCCUGGCCGGACUGGCCCUUCUUCUUAAUUUUGGCCAUUGUGUGUUGAUCGGGGGACCUCGUCAGCGAAUAAUCACAGCGUAGGCCAGAACUUUGCAGUGGUUGCAGGCCGCGGGGGUGAACUUUUCCAGUGUUUUUUUUCCCAUUCACUUCCUAAACUUUUUUUGUGCCAUCUCCCACCGCCGGGAAGCGAUAAGAGAUAUGGUUGCGCCGCUCAAUCAGAGAAGGGAAUCAACAUCUCGGCAACCCCACCAAGGACUUCCCUGCAUGAGCCGCGCCAGGCAUGCAGCGGCCCAAGUGAUUCGCUGGCACGACUCCCAGGAGCCUCGAAUUUGGCGUCCAAAUUUCGGCCACGGUGUGACUUCUGUCGCUGACUUCAUCUUCGGUUUGCGUGUUCAAGAGAUGGCGCAUUGAGAUAUGGAUGGCGGCAAGGUAACGGUGGGAAGAACGGCGGCACUCUAUGCUGGCGCCGCCGUUCUGCGGCUUGCCAUUUUUAUUCUUCUUCCUGAUCUUCCGGAUCUGUUGACUGGCCGCGUCGAGAUCUCAACCCCAGUCACCAGCUUCAAGCGCCUGCAAGAAGGCCUCUUUCUCUAUAACCACAAUGUGUCGCCAUACGAUGGUGGUGUCUACCACCAAGCGCCCCUUUUCCUUCCGCUGUUCUCCCUACUCCCGAAUGCAUUGAGCUACCCGAUAUUUACCUACCUCCUCUACAUCGCGAUCGACUUGUUGAGUGCUAGCGCACUAUGGAAGAUUGCGGACUCGGGCGAGGCAGGGUCAUCUGCCCUAUUUACAUCCCCCCGUCGCGAAAGGAGAUGGAACGGAUUCAUCAUUGCAGCUAUCUUCCUUUUCAACCCCUUCACCGUGGCAACAUGUCUCGGAAGGUCCACAAGCGUAUUCACCACUUGCGCGAUUCUCCAUGCCAUCGCCAAGGCCGUGUCCGGCGCACCCUUCAGCGCCAUGGUUGCGCUGUCCUUUGCGAGCUAUCUGUCGAUGUACCCGUUAUUAUUACUUCCGCCGCUUGUUCUACUUUGCUUCGACAGACAACGCCCCGAACGAGCCAACAAAUCAGUGGUCUCUUUUGCCGCAUCACACGUUCCGGUUGUGUUCGGUGUGCUGGGACUGUUGUUCGGCAUGUCGUAUCUUAUCACAGGCUCAUGGGAAUUCCUGCCAUCCACAUACGGUGUGCAGUUGACCCUGUCAGACCUGACACCCAAUGUCGGCCUGUGGUGGUACUUCUUUAUCGAAAUGUUCGACUCCUUCCGGUCCUUCUUCCUGGCAGUCUUCUGGCUUCACCUCUCUUGUUACGUCGGCGGUCUUUCCAUCCGGAUCCGGCGGCAACCCUUGGUGGUGUUGACCCUCCUUCUUGGAAUAUUCGCCAUCUUCAAGCCUUACCCUAGCAUCAGCGACACGUCACUCUUCUUGGCCAUGGUGCCAUUAUACCGGCACGUCUUCCCACUUAUGCGCUACAGCUUCGUUAUUGCGGCAGUCAUCAUGUAUGCCUCUUUCCUUGGGCCGGCAUUCUAUUAUCUUUGGAUCUACGCCGGCAGCGGCAAUGCCAACUUUUUCUACGCCAUUACUCUUGUGUGGGGAUUGGGACAGAGCCUGUUAGUUUGCGACCUCAUGUUUGCGGUGUUGAGAGAUGAAUGGGAACUGGAAAGGCCCGAGAUGGCGGGCAAGGAGAUCAGGCAAAUAUGA
This is a messenger RNA of Podospora pseudopauciseta, 1839 nucleotides long. RefSeq lists its product as uncharacterized. Lineage: Eukaryota; Fungi; Ascomycota; Sordariomycetes; Sordariales; Podosporaceae. Gene Ontology annotation, biological process: attachment of GPI anchor to protein. Gene Ontology annotation, cellular component: membrane; GPI-anchor transamidase complex. The transcript has 3 exons. The record is from RefSeq and is a predicted model, not a curated record. Bases 562 to 1839 code for a protein of 425 amino acids.